Molecule: messenger RNA, 321 nt
Organism: Elephantulus edwardii (Cape elephant shrew)
Lineage: Eukaryota; Metazoa; Chordata; Mammalia; Macroscelidea; Macroscelididae
Product: COX assembly mitochondrial protein homolog
Exons: 1
Coding region: 1-321 (106 amino acids)
Cellular component (GO): mitochondrion
Source: RefSeq, a predicted model, not a curated record
AUGGCGCUCGAUCCUGCAGAUCAGCAUCUCAGGCAUGUCGAGAAAGAUGUUUUGAUCCCUAAAAUAAUGAGAGAGAAGGCGAGAGAGAGAUGUUCUGAACACGUUCAAGACUUUACCAAAUGUUGCCAGGAUUCUGGAAUUCUCAUGGUGGUAAAAUGCCGGAAAGAAAAUUCUGCACUAAAAGAUUGUCUCACCGCUCACCAUAAGGAUCCGGCUUUUUAUGAAGAAUGCAAAGCAGAAUACCUCAGAGAGAGGGAAGAGUUCAGAAGAACGGGCAUCCCUAACAAGAAAAGGCUACAGAAGCUGUCCUCGAGUAUGUAG